UUUAACACUGCUCCUUCCAAUAGUUUCUCGUUUAUCGGGAAAAUGAGGGUGUUUCCAGGAUCUCUCUUAUUGGCGGUGCUUUUGGUUGUAUGUGAAAUUGCCUUUAUGGUUGAAGGACAAACUCUGGUUCAAGAUGGAAAGAUCAACUUCACUGCCUCAUAUCCUGACUUGCUUUAUUGCACGAACGUGCAGUUCCCUCGUGCAUUCUCCAGCUCGAGAAAUGUACGGGUGAUAACUUCCAUCAGCUAUGAGUCCAACACUCGCAGUGUACACGACUCGGCUGCUGUAUGGACGUCAGACUUGACACAGAGCAGUUUCCGCGUAUGUGUAUUGGAGUCGGGACCUGGUACAAACGGAUCCGCCGUCGUGAACUGGAUUGCAUUUCGAAGCGCUCCUUCUGGAAUGUUGGACGGCACCGCCUCCUUCAGCGCAUUUACCAGUGGAACAAAAUGUGAAAGAGUUACCUUUGCUCAGGACUUUGUUACUUAUCUUGAUCCUUGCAUCAAUGUCUCUUGUAACUAUUUUGCUGUCUGCAAGGCAUUUGGACCCAAAGACGCCAGGUGCAUAUGCGUGGAGAAUUGUCCAUCGUACGACGAGCCUGUGUGUUCAUCCAAUGGAACCACCUACGACAACGAGUGCAUUUUUCAGAGAGAAAUGUGCCGCUUAAAGGCUAAUUUUACCCUGUAUCAUCCGGCUGAUUGUACAGGUUUCCCUUCACAAAAAGGUCGUCAUCGUCUUCGCCAUCACCCAAGCUGGGCUGAGGCAGUUUGUGAACAGGUCCCACUGGUUCCUUAUGUCUUCUAUCCUGACAAACCUGUUCACAUACAAGUAUCUGUUAAUCACAACAACUUCUCGGAUCCCUCCUAUGUCCACGAGGCUGUUGUGGCCUGGGUCGAGGAUAUAAUGGAAAACAAUUUUACGGUUUGUGUCACUCAGGCUGGGAGAAAUGAGAAGAAAAAUGGAAAGACAUUCGCGUCAGUUGACUGGUUAGCAUACCAGGGGGCCCCUGACGGGGGAGUGUCGGGUGAAAUGGACAUGCCGACGUGGUGGACUGGAACGAGCUGCCGUAGAGUUUCGCUGCCUCCGAAAAAGUUUAAAUCAAUUCCAACCGUCUUUGUGACGACUGACCAUGAAAGGCGGGGAGUGAAGCACGAUGCGUCUACUGUCUGGGUGGAAGAUUUGACGACAACUUCCUUCAAGAUCUGUGUCAGGGAGUUACAGAACUUUGAUGGAGCUCACGAAAGUAUCCAUGUAGACUGGAUGGCAUUUGAAGAGCUUCAUCAACCCUUGUUUAUGGAGCAUGGCUCAUUAUACUUUGAAAACGGGAAAAAUCCAUCCAAAGAGUUUAACUAUGCUUUUUGUGAGGAUGUUGUUUUUAAGAAGCCCUACAACGACUCCCCAGCCAUUCUGGUAUCUGCCAACCACUCAACAAAUGGAGGAAACCUUAAUCCACUGUAUAACUCCAUAUCAGCCUGGGCUGAAUAUAUCAACAAGACUGGCUUCAGAGCAUGCGUGAAAGAGUUAUUUGUGAACCAACAUGAUCCUCUCUCAGUUUCAUAUGCAGUUAUGCCAGAUGUAUGUGAGCCAGGCUGGAGUUUCUACAAUGGCUCCUGUUACUAUACUAGUGAUACUUGUGAAACCUGGUCCAAAGCCAGUAGAAUAUGCCGGAGCAUGGGUGCUAAUCUACCAGCUAUUGAAAGUCAGGAGGAGAAUGUCUACAUUCAACACAGACACAAUGGCGAAAAGGCCUGGAUCGGUUUGAAUGACAUUGCUACAGAGGGAUUAUUCACCUGGGCGGAUGGGUGUCCUGAUAAAUUCCGCUACUGGGCAGAGAACCAACCAAAUGACUUUCGGGGGGAGGACUGCGUACACACUCUUGGUCCUAGUCAUGGAUACAUGUGGAAUGACGUGGAUUGUUCUGCCUGUCAUCAGUAUACUUGCAAAAGAGGUUUUAAUUAUUAUGUUUUAAUAUAUUUAAAAGUAUAUCUGUCAUGAUAAUUGAGCAAACUUUCACCAAACAAUCAAAUGCAAGCAGAGGUUAGCAUCAGUGAGGUAUAAAGUCUGAAAUCGCAGGUUUUGGCCCCGACCUAUAUUGUCGUAAAUCUAAAGCGUUCUAUCAAAAAUGGCACAACUUUGUUAACUACACCACUCGCUUACCAUUCCUUGAUGAACAGUGGUAAUACGAAUAGCCUAACACAAAGAGGCAGCGGAAAACAAACAAAAUAAAAAAAAAAUUAGCCUGUCUUGAGAGGUUUCGAAGGACGAGUACAUUUACACUUAAACAACUUCAUAAAAUAUUCAAGAUGUUACGCGCGCUCUCAUUAGUCAUUAGGUCUGUUUAGAUGAGAGUAAGGAAACAUAGUUGGGGCGUCACACUUUCGUCUGUCGAAUUAGUUUUGAAAAAUAUUUUAUAGCCCCAUCUAAACAUGGAGGGGGAUAGGGGAAUUCUCGUAUAAGUUAUGCAAAUCCGAGACGCAGUCGUGGGUUUGCAUAACUUUCUGAAUACUCUCAACACCCAUCGUGUUUAAAUUGGGCUAAUUUAAUAAUUAUGUAAUUUAAAACAGAAUCGCAUGAUCGAAUAAAAUCUUACAUUUUGAAUGGUUAACGAAACGAGGUAUUUGGAGUGGAAUUGCGAGUUCAACACGAGGCUAAGUGAUAUUGUUUCGCAUCUACUUAAACAUAACAACUAUCGUCAAAUUGUAACACCACGACUGCAAAAACGUUUUCCUAAAAUGUCAUUGUAAAAUAUUUUCAAAACCAUUGUCACCUUUUAAAGAGCAAAACACAAACAAAAGCGAUUUUCAAAGUGAGCCGGAGGUAUUUUUUACUUUCAAACGGCUUUCUAGAGCGCGCUUUGGAUGAAACAACCAACCAGAUUUACUGUUUCCUUUUUUAUCUUAUUUUUAUUCAAUUAUGCGAUUCAAGGAAAAUCCAUUACCCGACUCGCGAAUUCCAAAUUCUGUGAAAACCGGUAUCGCGCUCAUCGCUUCGCGAUUCGUGCUAUAUCGGUUUUCGCGUGCAAUUUAACGCGGAAUUCCUUCGUCAGGUAAUAAAUUUUUUUAUCGAGAAAGUCCUCUGUUGCUUACAGAUUCCUCACUCUCGACAUCUGUGCUUGAUAGAAACCUCGAGCUCAUUAUCAUUAUGUUGCUUACAUUAUGUUGCUGUGAAGGUGUAGUCUGAU
Molecule: messenger RNA, 3181 nt
Organism: Stylophora pistillata
Lineage: Eukaryota; Metazoa; Cnidaria; Anthozoa; Scleractinia; Pocilloporidae
Biological process (GO): establishment or maintenance of epithelial cell apical/basal polarity; heterophilic cell-cell adhesion
Cellular component (GO): protein-containing complex; plasma membrane
Molecular function (GO): carbohydrate binding; protein binding; calcium ion binding
Source: RefSeq, a predicted model, not a curated record